Molecule: messenger RNA, 2859 nt
Organism: Closterium sp. Yama58-4
Lineage: Eukaryota; Viridiplantae; Streptophyta; Zygnematophyceae; Desmidiales; Closteriaceae
Source: the annotation of a GenBank genome assembly
AUGGCGGGUACAAUGAAGCGAACGCGGAAGCUGCAGAUUAGCUGCGGGGACGAGGAGGACGAUGCGUUUCCUAGCCAUGGUCUAUGGGAGAUAAGGAAUGCUGACGUGGACAGCGGCUCGACGAUAGAGUCCAAGCCAGGCGGUCCUGUUGGUAGUGGUAGCGGAGCUGGGCGGUCUAAUUUAGAGACGUCCUUAGUAAGAGAAAGUUCCGUGAUUCCUACUCCUAGCACCACCACCACCGUAACAACAAGCAUUGCCGACUUUAACUCAUCGGGGUAUGGCGACUCGGUAUCUUCCGCGUGGGACCACAUUUUAGGAAGCGACGCGACUCCCACCGGAAACGGCGGGCGCGGGUUGCAUGAUUCCCCUCUCACUCCCACCCCGCCAACCCCGAUACACGACAAAAUCCUCCAGUCCACGUCGAUCGAGAUCGGCCACGUCGGCACGCUGACGUGGCGCCAGCUGGCAGUUGACCGCGAUUUAAAACUGAUUUCCUGGUGGCACCACGUGCCGCUUUACAGCCGCGACGGGCUCCUUAAUUUCGUCUGCGCGACGCCUAGAGGCUCGUGGAUUAAGUACGAGGUAGCUCAGGACGAGGAGUUUACUCCGCUACGAAUCGCCCAGUUCGGAAAUAGCCCUACUAAGCCCGCGCAUUUUGCGGAGAACGCGACGCGGUUCAGCCUAGGGUUUCUCCCGCAGACGUACGCGGACCCCGCGCAGCCCAACCCCGACUAUGGCGGCCUGGCAUACCAAGGCGGCCCCAUGCACGCCUUGCUGCUGGAUCUUAACGACGCGUCGCGAGCCGGGUUCGCCUCGCUGGGCGCCUCGUCGAUUAGUAGGCUGCCGUCCCGCGAUUUGCGGACAGGAGAUGUGUGUCAGGUGAAAGUAAUCGGAGCGUUCGCGGUCGUGCAGCAGAAGAGCCGCCUUUCCUGGAAGCUUCUCGCUAUUCCCGCGGUCGCGAAUGCCUGUAGAAGUGGUAGCGGUGCUGGAGGGGAGGAUGACGUGGCGGAUCAGAUCAAUGACGUGGCAGACGUGCAUGCACUUUUCCCGGGCCUGCUAGACGACAUUCGUGAAUGGCUGCGAUUUUGCGACUGCGUCGAUCCAGACGACGAGGAGAACGAGUUCGGGUUGAACCAGAGGGCGGGCGCUGCUGACGUGGCGCUGGCAAUCAUUGCGCAGGCGCAUGCUUCCUGGCAGCUUCUCACGGACGACAGCCCACCGCCCUCCCCCUGGAGCCCCGCCAACCUUGUCCUCUCGGCACGUGUUCUGCAGGAGAAAUGGCACAAAUACACUGAUCAGUACUAUAUGGAGUCGGGCUGUAAAGGAGAUGGGAAGGGCGGCAGCUGGGAGGGUGAACGAGGGGGAAGAGGGUUCAGUGUGGGGAGCUUGGGAAGCUGGCAGGGGGGAUGUGCGAGUGGGUAUGUGAGUGGGAGUGGGAGUGGGAGUCUGAGUGGGAGUGUGGGUGCUGCUGCUGCUCCUCCGCUCAAUCUGCCCUUUGUUCCGUUCAGCGAUCCCACCACCUCGAGGGCUGAAAGGAGGUUCGAUAGGGCGUGGGAGGAGACGAGCAGAGCCAGCUCGUUUUCGCAUGUCUCCACUGCUGCUGCUACUGCUGGUGAUGCUGAUGGGAGUGGUGGUGCUGGGGGUGGUGUCGGGAACGGCUUGCGGUUUGGUGGCUCUUCUAAGGAGUCUCGGGUCAGCUCCUAUGGGGGAUCGUUCGAAGAGCGUACCAUGGUUGGGGGGAAGCUGAGGAGUUGCAAGUCAGGGCCCAUGGUUGUGAGGUUUGGAGCUUUGAAGCAGGAGGAAGGGGAUGAGGGGGGAGAGGGGAGUAAGUGGGGGAAGGGAGAGGAGGGGAAUCAGGAGCAGAAGAAGGAGGAAGAGGAGGAGGGACACGGUAACAGGUCGUACAGGUCGGUAGAGUGCGGUGGAAUGCAGUCUCGUGCGGCCCGAACCAGCACUGGUGCUUCGGAAUCAGCAGGAGGUGGGGGGGCAGCAGCAGCUGCGUUUGCUGCUGCUGCGGCUGGUGGUGGGGGGUUGAAGGCUCGUCGCAAGUCAGGGUCAUGGGAUUUCGGCAACAUGACUAUUGGAGGGGUGUGGAUACCCGACGCUCUAGCAGCACGUAACAGCGUUACCACUGGUAACACAGUAACACCUCUCAACACCAUUGGUGGCAUAGAUUUUGCCACCGCUGCGUUUGCUGACAUUUGCACCCCUAACGAGAAUGACAGUGCCACUGUAGCAGAGGCGACUGGCGGUAACCGCGUAACACUAACAGGUAACAAGGCACCAGCCACGGAGCACAGCAGAGGCUUUCCUCUUUUUAGGCACAGCAGCUUGAACCGCGCCUUGCUUAACGACCACAGAACAGCACUGGCCAGGCUCGGCGCGCUCUUGGGCGCAGGUGGAGGCUCGGACCGUCCUCUUCCCGAAGCUGACAUGCAGGUUCGGGAAUCCUCCAAACCUGACAGCGAGGUUCGGGGAUCCUCCAAGCCUGAUGGAACGGCCCUCAUCUCCUCUCUCGAUGAUGAUGCCUCUUUGCUGCCCCUGCCGCCCAUCCUUGCUUCUUCGUGGGAUAGCGCAGGCGCAUUUGGUACCAGUGCUAUUGCUGGGUCGGUGAGGGGCGGGGUGCAGCAGGGUGUCAGUAGUGGUGGAGGGGCGUGCGUUGCAUCCCAGACGAGGGAAAUUCUGGCUUGCUCGCAGAGGCUGGCUGCGGGCAACAGAUGGGGCCCGUCGAAGCAGGGUUGGGGAAUGGAGGAGAGGGAGGUGGGGCCUGCAGGGGUACUGCAUCUUUGGAGUGUGAUGAUAUCUGUAGGCCCGGUGAUGACAGUAAUCCGAUGCUGCUGGUCAGCAGCAGGGGUUUAG